This is a messenger RNA of Diorhabda sublineata, 1980 nucleotides long. RefSeq lists its product as uncharacterized. Lineage: Eukaryota; Metazoa; Arthropoda; Insecta; Coleoptera; Chrysomelidae. Bases 1 to 1980 code for a protein of 659 amino acids. The record is from RefSeq and is a predicted model, not a curated record. Gene Ontology annotation, molecular function: zinc ion binding; nucleic acid binding. The transcript has a single exon.
AUGGAACGAAAUAAUGAGGAAAGUACGGUGCAGAGGAGGGAUACCUCAGUACCGGUCGAGAGUGGUGGUGAGAGAGUGGGCCCCCCUCGACCGUCAACAAGCGACCACUAUGCUCCCGCGGUAGGAGACCAGGCCGGGGUGCUGGAUAUGGUGACUGGAAUGGAAAUAGACCCCUUUGCAAGGAGAAGCUCUUUAGCAAGAUCUCCCCCUGGGAGAAGAGGAUCCGUUCCCAAUUUGUCAACUGAUGAUGACACUGGCUGGACUUCAAACAUACAGCAGUUGGCUAAAAGAAAGCGACUAGAAAAUAUUAGCAUCGUUGAUAUUGCUAUGUCACAAAGUAGGAAAACAAUAGACCCGGGAACCAAAAUCCUGAGGAUUAUCGAUUCCCUAGUGCUUGAAACGAAAGCCUUAGUGAAGACUGCUCGUGAGAGCACAAAUACCAAAAAGGAAAUUAGAGAAAUAUCUAUGAAACUACUAAGAUUAACAGAGCAACUCACGACAAGAGAAGCCCAGGACACUCUAAAAAGAGCUGUAGACAGCCCGGAUAAACCCAAGCCGCAAGAUGAGAAGACCGUGAAGAUAAAUACCCGUGAGGUGGGCACUCAAGCAAACGAAAGACCAGUAACAUGUUCGUCAACCCAAACUGACGGCCCAGAAAAGCUAACGCCACACGAAAUAGACACACAUUUAACCAAAGGCCUAAACGAAGAAUCCCUGAAGAAUUUGAUUGGAAUGAAGUGGAGAAAUGAGUGUUUCCAAAAAACAAAAAAAAUAACCGAAAAUAUGCGGAGAGUGUUAGAUGGAAGAGACCUAGCCAUAUUCAUGGAUACAGAAAAAGCUGCAGAAAACAAAAUUGUGCAGGAAGUCGCCGUCAGAAUACCACACAUUUGGAAGCUUGUCGAAGCAAACAAAAUACAGCCUGGAAAAGUUAUAAGUGUGGCAAGUAACAGCAAGUUUUGGAUGGAAGAUGAAGGGGAGACUGAAGUAGUAAACUUCACAUUCUUUGUCGGCUUGCCAAAUGAACAAGACAAAGAACAAGACUUGUUCCAACUGUAUAUGGCAUGUAAAGGACUUACAGAGGCGACGAGGCACAAAGGAGUCAAGCACAUCACCGUGGUUCCCUCAAAAGAAUGGGACGAAGACCAGGCCCUUAAGGUACUAGAGUGUGCAUGUAGAGAAAAUAACGUGGAAGCUGUCAUCUGCAUGCAAUCAAACAAUAAGGGACAAACGAGAGCUCAGUCCAGGAAACAAGGAGAGGCAGUAAUCAUUGAUGUAGGCGACCGAACCUAUGCUGAUUUACUGAAGGAGGUUAAAAAAGAAGUGCAAGAGAAAGGAUUAAGUGACAGUGUUGGGGGUGUCCGCAUGACGAAGUCCGGGAACCUACUCCUCAAAAUGGAGGAAACAGCUGGGGGCGCAGAACGACUAGUUGAAGCUCUUAGGGGAAGGAAUGGAGUUAAAGCGCUAAGAGGAGUCCAAAAAGCGGAGGUUGUCCUCCAUAUUAAGAACAUUGAUGCUGUCACUAACAAACAAGAAGUGGAAGCUGCUAUCAGAGACAUCGACAAGGGAAGAAAACCAACAGGAGACAUAAGAGUUAGCUCUUUGAGGCCUGACUAUGGCGGGACACAAGCAGCUACUCUCUUUAUACCAAAAGAAACUGCCGAUAGCCUACUCAAAAUGGGCAAAAUAAGAAUUGGUUUGGUCAACUGCAGUGUGAGGGAAAGGGUGAGAGUGGACUCGUGUCAUCGAUGCUGGGAAAUUGGUCAUAUAGCCAAAUUCUGCAAGGGCCCUGAUAGAACACGAUUGUGCAUACAAUGUGGGGGAGAUAACCACCAGAAAAAAGACUGCACAAAAGAAGCUCACUGCGUACUAUGCAACAUCUCCGGUCAUAGGCCACUUUCCCUAAAGUGCCCUUUAUAUAGAGGAGAGAUAAAAAGGCUGCGAACAAACCGCCAACAAAAUGUUCAAACUAGUUCAAAUUAA